AUGUCCGGCUUACAGAUCCUGGCUCUCAUCAGCGGCCUCGGGGGUCUGGGGGCCACCAUCGGCGCCACGGUGUCCAACGAAUGGAAGGCCACCAGCCGGGCGUCCUCGGUCAUCACGGCCACUUGGGUGCUGCAGGGCCUGUGGAACAAUUGCGCCGGGAACGCCAUCGGCGCUCUCCACUGUAGGCCGCACCACACCAUCUUGAACCUGGACGGUUACAUCCAGGCCUGCAGGGGGCUGAUGAUUGCAGCAGUGUGUCUGGGCUUUUUUGGUACCGUCUUCGCCCUGGUGGGAAUGAAGUGUACCAAAAUAGGAGGAAGUGACAAGAGCAAAGCCAGGAUCGCGUGCUUCGCAGGUUUCAAUUUUAUCCUCAGCGGUCUGUGCUCCCUUUCAGCAUGUUCCAUCUACGCGCAUCGGAUAACCUCGGAAUUUUUCGACCCCAUGUUUGUGGCGCAGAAGUACGAGCUUGGAGCGGCGCUCUUCAUUGGCUGGGCAGGUUCUGUCCUUUGUGUUCUCGGCGGAGGUGUGCUCUGCUUCUCUGUGGCAGACUGCAAGAAAAGCGCUGUGUGUUUGUCCACCCACAGUCAUAGAGAUUAUGUCUAUAGAGGCGCUGCCUCACAUUCGCAUGUCUCCUCCUACCAAAGAGGAAGAGGACAGUCUGUGAGCCAAAGGCCGCCUCCGGACUACAGCAGCUCCUCCAGGGCCCACAACUUUGAUAAGAACGUAUACGUGUGA
This is a messenger RNA of Phycodurus eques (leafy seadragon), 735 nucleotides long. Its product is annotated as claudin-10-like. The record is from RefSeq and is a predicted model, not a curated record. Gene Ontology annotation, molecular function: structural molecule activity. Lineage: Eukaryota; Metazoa; Chordata; Actinopteri; Syngnathiformes; Syngnathidae. Gene Ontology annotation, cellular component: bicellular tight junction; plasma membrane. Bases 1 to 735 code for a protein of 244 amino acids. Gene Ontology annotation, biological process: cell adhesion; bicellular tight junction assembly. The transcript has 5 exons.